This is a messenger RNA of Cadophora gregata, 285 nucleotides long. RefSeq lists its product as uncharacterized. The transcript has a single exon. The coding region runs from base 1 to 285 and encodes 94 amino acids. Lineage: Eukaryota; Fungi; Ascomycota; Leotiomycetes; Helotiales; Ploettnerulaceae. The record is from RefSeq and is a predicted model, not a curated record.
AUGAAUGAGCACGCUCGUAAACGAGACUCGAAGUGUACGAAAUGCGGCAAGUUCUUCGAGAUAUGCCAAACAUCACUCCACGGUGACGGGUCUAGCAGGGCAUGGAGACUUUGUUUCAUACCUUGUUAUUGCGGGAGAGAGUUCUAUCCCGACAGGGCCCAAGCUGCAAUACCACUCGCAGAUCAUGAGUACAAGCCAGACCACCCAGCCUAUAGAGCCCUCGAUGACGAGUACGAGGAUGAGGACGAAGAUCAGAUCCAUGAGGAUCAUGCCGGUGGCGAAUGA